This is a messenger RNA of Phoenix dactylifera (date palm), 1406 nucleotides long. NCBI's taxonomy places the organism in Eukaryota, Viridiplantae, Streptophyta, Magnoliopsida, Arecales, Arecaceae. The record is from RefSeq and is a predicted model, not a curated record.
GGAGGACCGAUUGUCAAAUAUGUGAGUCAACUUUUCUUGUCUGUGCUUUGACUCCUUUUUCUUUUUCAGAAAGGGAUGCUUUUGUUUGAGUCAGCUCAGUUUGAUGGAAUAAUGAAGAAGAUAUCAGAGUUCAAUGCAGGGCUAUUGUCUGAUAUGGAGCAGAAAUCUUUGUCCUUGACGGAUCUUGAGUUGUCAAGGUUGGAUGCCAUUGUCAAAAUUUUAAAAGAUGCAUCACAUUAUCACUGCAGUAAAUUUGCAGAUGCUGAUGUUGUCUUGUUGUUGAAGAUAUUGAAGUCUUGGCCACUUUCAAUGAUGUUUCCAGUUAUAGAUAUUUUAAGAAUGAUAAUCUUGCAUCCAGAUGGGGCUACUUUACUUCACAAGCUCAUUGAGAAUGGAAAUGAUAUACUAAUGGAGACAUUUAAAAGAGCCACAGCAGCUCCUGCACAGGCUGCAAACCUUCUCACAAUGAUAAGAGCUAUUACAAACCUUUUCAAGCAUUCAUAUUUCUCUAACUGGUUACAAUCACAUUACAGUGAGAUUUUGGAUGCAUUGUCAAGUUGCCGGUCGUUGUUCAACAAGAAUGCACAUCUAUCUUAUGCUACACUACUGCUAAACUAUGCUGUUCUUUUGGCUGAAAUAAAGGAUAAGGAAGGCCAGGCUCAAGUUCUCUCUGCAGCUCUUGAAAUUGCAGAGGAUGGAAAUCAAGAUGGUGAUUCAAGAUUCCGAGCACUUGUUGCCAUUGGUUCACUGAUGUUAGAUGGCCUUGUAAAGUCGAUUGCUAUUGAUUUGGAUGUCCAAAGUGUUGCAAAUGAUGCAAAAGCUUCAAUGGAAUCGAAGAUUGUGGAGGUUGGAGCUGAUAUUGAGCUUAUAAUAAAAGAAGCAUAACAGUCAAUUUGCGGCAAUUCAGCAGGUUCAGAUAUGCAGAUUAAUUCUAUUAGCAUGAGCUGAAAAGCAGCCUUUGGCAAAGAGAGGCUCUGUUAUGCAGUAAACCAAAAAAAAAAAUGAUGGCCGUGGUUUAUAUGAUUUGAAGACCCAAUGGCUUGGAAUCAAUGGCAUGACCUCGGCAAAAGGCAGGCGUGCAUUUGCAUGUGCCUUUGGACUAAAGAUACUUUCACCAACUUCGUGUUUAACAGACGGGCGUGACCUGUGGUGGACAUGAAGUUUUGUACAUUUGCUCCUUAAUUUCUUCUUGUGGACAGGUCCUGAAUCUUCUCUGAACUUAUUGGUCAAGAAACUCUCUUAACCUAUGACUCAUGCUCUGUUGAGGGUCCUUUGUUUCAACUUUCAUUUUGAGGGCUCGAUUGUGUCCAUCUGUUGGGCUUCAUUCACAUCUCGGCCCAAGGAUUUUUAUUCGAUGCAAGUCCAAUGAUUACUACCGUCACAUUUUAUGUGCAGCCAUCUGAUUU